AUGAGCGAGCUAUAUCAUCGCUGUUUGGACGCAGCCUCAGCCUGGGAGCCAAAAGCGACGGGUACAACCACGGACUUUAUUGCCGCCUUCUUUAUGGUGCGAGUAGCUGCCGAGCGUUUUGACAUCGAGCUGAGCCCGAACAUGUUCAAACUCGGAUGUCAAUAUGCGGAGAAGAUCGAACUUCACCGUCUUGAUAACGACCCAAACUCACACCCGACAAAGUUGGACAAGUCUGUACUGAAUGCAGGCCGAAAAGGCUUCUGGGAGCUGGUUCCCAUGGAUGUGUAUUUCCGUCUGAUUCAUAACAAACCACCCGCUAUAAUGGCUAGCCGACCGGAUGCCAAGGUCAACCUCCCAUGGCUUGCUGAGCCUGGAUCGCAAGCAGAGGAAGAAACGACAAUAACAAUUCGAUUCUUGAUCGACUCUCGACGGACCUUCAUUCUCCUGGACUUUUUACAGUUACUGGAGGAUUCUGAAGACUCUGACGGUCAGCUAUGGACGAUUGCUGGUGUUGCUUUGGAAGGAUACACUUGUAUUAUCUUCAUGCUCCGCCGUGCUCUCAGUGUCUAUUCUGGCAUUCCAGAGAACCAGGCACUUGGCCUUGAGGUUGUCAAUCACACAUUGGUGCUCAACGCGUCACGGCAUAUCCUCGAGAUAUCAGCCCUUCUUCUGGUGGCUAUUCCCUCCAUGGGUACUGUUGCUGUCACGUUUGUUGUCCUCCAAGCGCACAUACCGCUUGCAUGUUUGGCUACUUACCUGCUGCAUCCGGUGGCCUCUCGCGAUUGCGAUACAGACUUUAUCCUGCUUGAGCAUGUGGCCGAGGCGAUGAGGGAAAUAUCAAGGGAUGUAGAGGAACUGGUGCCUCUGACAGCGGCCAUGGAGGAGCUGAAGACCAAAGUGAGAAAUACAGUAGGUGACAAUGUGGCGAGAUGA
Messenger RNA from Fusarium keratoplasticum, 933 nucleotides. RefSeq lists its product as uncharacterized. The coding region runs from base 1 to 933 and encodes 310 amino acids. Lineage: Eukaryota; Fungi; Ascomycota; Sordariomycetes; Hypocreales; Nectriaceae. The transcript has 3 exons. The record is from RefSeq and is a predicted model, not a curated record.